Molecule: messenger RNA, 1257 nt
Organism: Colletotrichum karsti
Lineage: Eukaryota; Fungi; Ascomycota; Sordariomycetes; Glomerellales; Glomerellaceae
Product: PCI domain-containing protein
Exons: 2
Coding region: 1-1257 (418 amino acids)
Cellular component (GO): cytosol; COP9 signalosome
Source: RefSeq, a predicted model, not a curated record
AUGGCGCCCUCACAAAAGGUCGCCGAGCGGCUCGCCCAAGCCGAGUCGGCCCCCGACAAGGCCGCCGCCUACGACUCCAUCCUCGCCGACAUCAAGUCCCUCUCCUCGCCGCCUACGGCCGCCGCCGACCUGAACGCCGUCCUCGACGCCUUCUUCGCCGCCGCCCUCGGCAUCGUAUCCACCCGUGCCGUCCUCACCUCCUUCGUCGCCGCCCUCCGCGCCCUCGGCAACCACGACCUCUGGGUCGCCGUCGGCACCCACACCCUCGACCAGCUCGCCGCCCAGCCCCCCUCCUUCCUCGACCAGGCCGCCGCCGUCCGCGAGCUCGUCGCCGAGGCCCACGAGGGCAACGAGGACUUCCUCGAGGCCGCCAAGUGCCUCGCCGACAUCCCCCUCGACAGCUCCCAGCGGAAGGUCACGAACGACGACAAGGCCCGCGUCUGGGUCCGCAUCGCGCGCAACUACCUCGAGGUCGACGACACCACCGCCGCCGAGACGUACGUCAACAAGCUCAAGAACAUCAUGCACACCGUCCAGGACCGCGACCUCGACCUCCACUUCAAGCUCUCCCAGGCCCGCAUCCUCGACUCCAAGCGCGACUUCCUCGGCGCCAGCAACAGGUACCACGAGAUCAGCCUCAGCCCGGCCAUCGCCGAGGAGGAGCGCCUCCACACCCUCGGCAUGGCCGUCAAGUGCGCCAUCCUCGCCCCCGCGGGGCCGAUGCGGAGCCGCGCCCUCGGGAAGCUGUACAAGGACGAGCGGUCGGCCGGCCUCGACGAGUUCGGCAUGCUGGAGAAGAUGUUCUUCGACCGGCUCCUCGCGCCCGGCGAGGUGGAGAAGUUCGCGCAGGGCCUGCAGCCGCACCAGCUCGCCACGACGGCCGACGGGUCCACGGUCCUCGCCAAGGCCGUCGUCGAGCACAACCUCCUCGGCGCCUCGCGGCUGUACCGCAACAUCGGCUUCGACGCGCUCGGCUCGCUGCUCGGGCUGGACGGGGAGAAGGCGGAGGAGACGACGGCGCGCAUGAUCGAGCAGGGCCGCCUGCUCGGCCGCAUCGACCAGCUCGAGGAGGUCAUCUGGUUCGAGGGCGGCGAGGCCUCGGGCCAGAAGGGCAGCGGGCGGGCGGAGGUGACGGUCGGCAAGGAGAUGAGGCAGUGGGAUGCCAACGUGCAGAGCAUGGCCGAGGAGGUCGAGAACGUGACCAACGCUCUGCAAAGGCAGUUCCCGGAGUUCGUGGAGGCCAACUUGGUUGUAUGA